UCAAAGUAGUAUAAAUUCUAAAUCUUAUAUAUAAGUUUAACAAAUAGUCAUGGGGGAAUUGUUCACAGGGAUGUUCAAAGUAUACAUUUAACAUUAAAGUUUUAAGUUUUUGCCCAACUUUUGGUGAUGGUGCUAAAGUAGGAAAUUGGUUUGUAAAUAUAAUGUCUAAUUCAAAAAUAUAUUGGUAAAAAUUACAAUCUGGAGUCAUUAAUGAUGAAAACAUAGAUAUAGAGCUGUGUUGAUGUGAUUUGAAGUGUGUGAAAAAAAGUUCAUCAGAUAACUUUGUGGUAGUUCUGCCAUAUCUUAUGCACGUUUCACAAGAAUGCAUGUUAUAACACUUCAUUAUUAAAUAACCACAUAUAUAUGUAAAAGCAUUUCUUUCUGGCAAUUCUAAUGAUCUGUAAUUGGUUGCAUCAAUGGGUAAUGGAUUAAUUUGAAUUACCUUUUGGUUUUCAGGGAAUACUGUUUUUAAAUCUUCAGCUGGUAUUUUAUUUAAAUUACUCAGUACUUGGUCUAUGUCUUCCAAACAAUUUGCACCUUCAUUAUAUUCAAAAUAAAAAAUUUCAAGGAAGAGGGGUUAUACAAAUCUUAUUAAGUGGUAAUAUGCAGUGACCUUUUUUUUUUAAAAAUUGGCGGGCUGAUCUCGAGCAAUGCAUUUCGAUGUUAAAAGUGUUCGUAACAUCAUGUCUUACCGCCAAGCUUACAACAUCAUUCUUGUCGCUCCGAAAUGAAGAAAAUAAAAGUGGAGGGUAUGAUGCUGGAAACCACAGAGGUGCGUAAAAUGGACGCAACGCUUAAAUUUGAAUUGGUAAAUUUAUUAGAUAUUAAUGAUGGCUGGAAAUUACUCAUGGCCGCUGUAACUAUUGACUGUGAUCCAACCAAAAGUCGGAAAUAUACUUUUGAUCACUUGAAAUUAAUAGAAAUGGCAAGCCAAACACAACGGCGAUCUUGUAGUGAGAUAUUUUUAGAAGAAUGGGGAACUAGUGGUCAUAUUAGGCCUAAUCUCAAGAUUCUUAUGGAUCUAUUGUUUGAAUUAAAAUUAAUACGAGCUGCUGAGUGUAUAGCUUCUAAAAUAAUAAGUGAUAAAACUAUUGGCAAGUUGGAAACAUCUAUGAACCUUCUAGAGGUUGAUGAAUACACAAAUAAUGAUAAUAGUGAAGACUGCAAAUCUACUUUGUUUGCUCAUCAGCUAAAGACCAGAUCAAUUUUAAAUGAUGACGAAUGUAAUGCAAGGUUUAACAAAAUUAAGUUACCUUAUAAAUAUUUAUCUAAUGCUACAAAUGGAUUUUCGGAUUCGUGUUUAAUCGGAGCUGGUGGAUUUGGAAAAGUAUUCAAAGCAAAAUUAAUUAACCAAAUAGUGGCAAUAAAACUUAUGGAAAAGAUAAUUGAAGAAAAAGAUUUUAAACAGUAUUUAAAUGAGAUUGAUAUUGUUUUAAAAUUUAAACAUGAUAAUUUAUUACCAUUAAUAGCAAUUUCAUAUGAUGAACAGCCAUGUGUUGUUUAUAGAUUUAUGGAGAAUGGUUCAUUGCUUGAUUGCAUUGCAUGUAAAAAUAGAUCAUCUAUAUUAGAUUGGAAACGAAGGAUAAAAAUUGGGACAGAUGUAGCCAGUGGACUAGUUUACUUACAUACAGCAUUUGAAACACCUUUUAUACAUCGAGAUAUUAAAUCUGCUAAUAUACUUUUAGAUGAUAAAUUUAUUGCCAAAAUUGGAGACUUUGGCUUGACUCGUAUUGGAGAUCACACAAUGACAUCUGUAGUAUUAGGAACAUCUGCAUAUAUGUCACCUGAGGCAUUUAGAGGUGAUAUUUCUAUGAAAAUAGACGUUUUCAGCUUUGGAGUUGUAUUAUUAGAGUUAUUAACAGGAUUACCACCAUACGAUGAAUGUCGGACUGGUUGUGACUUGUUGACUCAUAUAAGUGAAAUUGAAUGUCCUAUUGAAGAAUUAUCAGACAAGCGUGCCGGAAAUUGGAACGACAGUAUUGCUAUAAAAAUAUAUGACUUGGCAAAUCUUUGUACAGCUACUAAAACCCGAAGACCAUUUAUGCAUGGUCAAGAAGGUGUUUUUGAAUUUCUUAAAAAUAUUCAAUCCGAAAUUGAUGUAUAAUAUCAUGAAAAUUAAUAAUUUUAUAAUU
Molecule: messenger RNA, 2132 nt
Organism: Melanaphis sacchari
Lineage: Eukaryota; Metazoa; Arthropoda; Insecta; Hemiptera; Aphididae
Product: interleukin-1 receptor-associated kinase 4-like
Exons: 8
Coding region: 728-2104 (458 amino acids)
Biological process (GO): protein phosphorylation
Molecular function (GO): protein kinase activity; ATP binding
Source: RefSeq, a predicted model, not a curated record